AUGCCUAACGCAAAGCAACUUGGUAGCGUCAAGGACUCCAUGAUCAGCUACCACAAUGAUCAGGCCAAGGAGCACUAUUCAAAGUACAAGUCCAACAUGAGCUCCUUCCAGAAGACGAACGAGAGACAGGAUCGUCGUGAGGCUUACCGUCAAUUGAGCCAUUAUUCUGAUAACAAGAAGGCGGCCGACACCUGGAAGCGUGUCUGA
Messenger RNA from Trichophyton verrucosum HKI 0517, 207 nucleotides. RefSeq lists its product as uncharacterized. Lineage: Eukaryota; Fungi; Ascomycota; Eurotiomycetes; Onygenales; Arthrodermataceae. The transcript is spliced from 2 exons. The record is from RefSeq and is a predicted model, not a curated record. Bases 1 to 207 code for a protein of 68 amino acids.